This is a messenger RNA of Prunus armeniaca (apricot), 1419 nucleotides long. NCBI's taxonomy places the organism in Eukaryota, Viridiplantae, Streptophyta, Magnoliopsida, Rosales, Rosaceae. The record is from the annotation of a GenBank genome assembly.
AUGGGACCGUACAGAUCCUCGUCGGCCAUGGCGGUCCUCCUCUUCGCGAUCUUCACCCUGUCGUCUGCUCUCGACAUGUCGAUCAUCUCCUACGACGACAAAAACGUCGUCGGAGAAUCGAAGUCGAGCUGGAGGACCGACGAGGAGGUGAUGUCAAUAUACGAAGGGUGGCUGGCCGAGCACGGCAAAGCCUACAACGGAUUGGGGGAGAAGGAGAGACGGUUCCAGAUCUUCAAGGACAACCUCAGGUACAUCGACGACCACAACGCUAAGAACCUCAGCUACAAGCUCGGUCUGAACCGGUUCGCCGAUCUGUCCAACGACGAGUACCGGUCCACUUUCCUGGGCACCAAGACCCGCGCUCAGAAGAAGAAGCUCUCCAACCGGAACACCAAGAGCGACCGGUACGCGCCACGUGUCGGCGACUCGUUGCCCGACUCCGUUGAUUGGAGGAAGGAGGGCGUAGUCAACCCCAUCAAAGACCAAGGGAGCUGCGGGAGUUGCUGGGCAUUCGCUACAAUCUCUUCAGUGGAAGGGAUCAACAAGCUAGUGACUGGAGAUCUCCUCUCACUAUCUGAGCAGGAGCUGGUUGACUGUGACAAAACAUACAAUGAAGGAUGCAAUGGAGGUCUCAUGGAUUAUGCCUUCGAGUUCAUCAUCAGCAAUGGUGGAAUUGACAGUGAAGAGGAUUAUCCUUACAAAGGAUAUGAUGCCACCUGUGAUACCUACAGGAAAAAUGCCAAGGUGGUUUCCAUUGAUGAUUAUGAAGAUGUUCCUGCAUACGAUGAGAAAGCAUUGCAAAAGGCUGUUGCCAAUCAGCCAAUUGCUGUUGCCAUUGAAGGAGGUGGCAGGGAUUUCCAGUUAUAUAAUUCUGGUGUAUUUACGGGACGGUGUGGAACAUCAUUGGACCAUGGUGUUACAGUUGUGGGAUAUGGAACAGACAAAGGAGUUGAUUACUGGAUAGUGAGAAAUUCUUGGGGUGGCAGCUGGGGAGAGGAAGGCUACAUCAGGAUGGAGCGUAACCUGGGCAACACCGCACAUGGAAUAUGUGGAAUUGCAAUGGAGGCUUCUUAUCCAGUCAAGAGUGGCCUGAACCCCCCGAACCCUGGUCCAUCUCCUCCGUCACCGGUACAGCCCCCGUCAGUUUGUGAUAAUUACUACUCCUGCCCUGAGAGCAACACCUGCUGCUGUAUUUAUGAGUAUGCAAACUACUGCUUUUCUUGGGGAUGUUGUCCACUUGAGGGCGCCACAUGCUGUGAUGACCAUUAUAGUUGCUGCCCAAGUGACUAUCCAGUCUGCAAUGUCAAUGCAGGAACCUGUCAACUGAGCAAGGACAAUCCACUGGGAGUGAAGGCAUUGAAGCGCACGGCCGCUAAACCUCACUGGGCAAUUGGUGGUGGCAAGAGGAGCAGUUCUUAA